This is a messenger RNA of Manihot esculenta (cassava), 907 nucleotides long. RefSeq lists its product as uncharacterized. The transcript has 3 exons. The record is from RefSeq and is a predicted model, not a curated record. NCBI's taxonomy places the organism in Eukaryota, Viridiplantae, Streptophyta, Magnoliopsida, Malpighiales, Euphorbiaceae. Bases 74 to 580 code for a protein of 168 amino acids.
UCUUAAUUACGAUUAAUUUUAAUGUUACCCUAUACUAACUCACGGUUGUUCAUGUAGUUUACAUCCGUCGGAGAUGUGCAGUCGCAGGAUUACUCUGAUAUUAAAAGAAAGAUUGGUCGCAGAAGGGCACUGUUGGAAGACAGUGCCAAAUGACACCAAGGAGUUUUUUUGGCAAGAAUUCAAGAAAUACUUCAUAUGGGACCAAGCAAUUGACAGCUUGGUCAAAAUUGCAUGGCAGAAAAAGACAGCUGAGAGAUACAGGGGCUUAAUGUGGGAAAUCAGGAAAGAGAAGACGAAGAAUCUGGCUACACCAGAUUUUGUUUUGAGGAAGUGGCAGGAAACUUGGAACACUUCUGAAUACAAAGAGAAGUGUGACAAGUUUUCUGUCAAUAGGCGCAGUGAGGCUGGAGGGUCAGGAUCUGGGAUUUUCAGAUACGCAUGCGGAUCUGUUUCACAGUAUACCCACCAGCGGAGGAUGGUAUUAGUAAAAAUUUUUAUUUUAUAUUUAUCUUCUUAUAAAUAUUUUGUUUCGAUGAUAAAUGCUACACUUCUUAUAAUUGGUAACAGAGAGAAAGACUAGGCAGAGAACCACAUCCUCAUGAGCUUUUUGAGGCCACACAUAAGAGAAAGGGGACAGAGGAGUUUGUUGAUGCGAGGUCAAAAGCUAUUUAUGAUAAAUACGUACAACUGAAGGAGGCUGCAACACAGCAACAGGAGGGAAGCAAUGAGCCGACGCCCAUAAAUGAGGUCCAGUUGUACUACGAAGCGGUUGGCGGGCAGAAAAAGAGUCGAGUUUAUGGGUUAGGAUCCCAGGCUUCAGCAUAUUUUCAUAAGCCAUCUCAUUGUUCCGCUUCAUACACGUCUGCACCCCCAGUGGAUCCUCCUAUAAUUGAAGCAAUGAACAGAA